Abrus precatorius (Indian licorice) is the source of this 1580-nucleotide messenger RNA. RefSeq names its product pentatricopeptide repeat-containing protein At2g17033. The coding region runs from base 32 to 1408 and encodes 458 amino acids. The transcript has 2 exons. The record is from RefSeq and is a predicted model, not a curated record. Gene Ontology annotation, molecular function: protein binding. NCBI's taxonomy places the organism in Eukaryota, Viridiplantae, Streptophyta, Magnoliopsida, Fabales, Fabaceae.
UGAAAAUGUGAGGAAGAAGAAGUAGCAGAGGAUGAUGAUGCGAUUGGGGUGUGGGCAACAGCGUCAUGGUGAAGAGCUCUCAUGGAAAUGGAAGCAAGCACAAACCAACGCGCGCGUGGUUCGAAUGGAGAGCUGCACACUAACGAAACAAGGGCAAAGGUUUCUGACAAAACUAACAACCUCUUCCGCCACCAACGACAACUUGAUUCGAAGAUUCGUACUAGGUUCUCCCAAAUCUGUUGUUCUCACCACUCUCUCACACCUUCUCUCUCCUUCCACCUCUUACCCACACCUCUCUUCCAUUGCACUUCCCCUUUAUGCGAGAAUCACCGAAUCACCUUGGUUCUCUUGGAACCCCGCUACUGUAGCAGACUUGGCAGCGCUUCUUCACAAACUGGGACACCACCAACAAUCACAAAUUCUCAUUUCUGAAGCCACUUCAAAGUUAGAAUCUCGCACGCGUGACCUCGUUCUUUUCUAUGGUAAACUCUUGGAGUCACACUCCAAGCGAGGUUCACAAACGGGGUUUGAUGAUGCUUAUUGUUACCUUAACGGGCUUCUUUGUACUUCUUCUUCUGUUUAUGUUAAGCGCAGGGCUUAUGAGUAUAUGGUGAGUGGCUUGUGUACAAUGGAUAGGCCUCGUGAGGCUGAGGAUUUGGUUCAGGAUUUGAGGGACAGUGGAGGGCUUCAACCUUCGGGUUUUGAGUUCAAGUCCAUUGUGUAUGGAUAUGGAAGGUUGGGUUUGUUUCAGGAUUUGCUGAGAGUGGUGGAUCAGAUGCAGAAAAGUGGGCUUGUUGUUGAUACUGUUGUUUAUAACAUGGUUCUUUCAACUUAUGGUAUUCAUGGGGAGCACUUGAAAAUGGUAUAUUGGCUUCAGAGGAUGAGAAGUUCUGGCGUGCCCUUCUCUGUGAGGACCUUCAAUUCUGUGUCAAAUUGUUGCCCAACAAUCAUGAGAAUUGUGGGGGAGUUGAAUGAGCUACCGUUGUCUAUUGGAGAGUUGAGUGCUAGGUUAGAAGGAGGGGAGGGUAUGGUGAUUAGGGAGUUAUUGGAGUGUGCUUUGAUUUUGGAGGAGGUAAUGGUGUGGGAUUCUUUGGAGGCAAAAUUGGAUUUGCAUGGAUUCCACUUGGGUUCAUCCUAUUUGAUUGUGUUGCUAUGGUUGGAGGAGAUGCAACGAAGGUUGAACCACUCAAAUUGUGGAGUUCCUGCUCAAAUUACUGUGGUUUGUGGGUCAGGAAAGCAUAGCAGUGUUAGAGGAGAGUCCCCGGUGAGAGUAUUGGUUCAAAAGAUGAUGGUCAAUAUGGGAGGUCCUCUGAAGGUUGAUAGGAAGAACAAUGGCUGCUUUAUUGCCAAAGGUAAAGCUGUGAAAAACUGGCUGUGUGAAUUGAGGAAGCCAGGCAUGAAUGAUUGAACACCAAUAGAAUAUGUCUCUGAGGGAUUGAUUGUCUAAGGCAGCAUAUAGACCCAAAUUUUGCUGCAUAAACUAAACUUAUUUGUAUGGGUUUUCUUUUCUAUAACUUGUAUUAGCAGAAAUUUCUCAACCAAAGGAAUGUUUUGUUAUAAUAAAUGCAAGUGUUCAUCGU